AGUAUGUCCCUCCCCACCAUCGGCAUCGUAAAAGUUCCUACGACUGAGGCAUACCGUGCGAAUCCAAGCGUCAUCAACGACGCCUUGGCGAUCCUGUCGAAGGCGCCAGGUACGUUAGGCCAAUGGCACGACCUGGGACUCCAGAACCCAGAGUACAUUUACUUCGUCAAUGCGUGGGAGAGCAUCGCGCAUCGCGACGCCUUUGCGCAGGACAAGGAGACCUACACCAGAGUGCAUCAGGCUAUCAACCCGGCGUUUGACCCCACGGGCCCUUCAUGGCGGUACCAUGUCCAGUUUGCUGUCGAGCCCUUUAAGGCUCUUGACGCGCUCGUGACAGAGCUUACGGUGAUGCAGCUAAAGGAUGGCGCUGACUCGGAGCAGUUUAAAGGUAUGCUGCGGACUCUGCAGGACGUACUGGCGGAGCGGCUCGGUGGCGACGUCUCUGCGAGAGCAUGGGGUGUCUCGUUUGAGGAUCCUCGAGUCUUCGUGGCUUGUCUAGGCUGGAUGAGCCUGGAGGCAUCGAAAGCAGCCGCUGAGCAAGAAAAGGGCAUCAUAACAUGUAUUAACCAGAUACUGCAGCUUGCGGACGUUGAGGCGAAGCAUGCGACGCUAACGAGAUAUUCUGGUGACUAGGAGCGUAGAUCGCUAUUGUUCUUUGUCCAAAUGAAACUAGUAUC
Phanerochaete carnosa HHB-10118-sp is the source of this 677-nucleotide messenger RNA. RefSeq lists its product as uncharacterized. Bases 4 to 633 code for a protein of 209 amino acids. The record is from RefSeq and is a predicted model, not a curated record. The transcript has 4 exons. Lineage: Eukaryota; Fungi; Basidiomycota; Agaricomycetes; Polyporales; Phanerochaetaceae.